CUUCAUAAUAAAACAUGUCAGCUGUGGGUUUAGCUUUGUCUCGACAUCUUCGAGCUCAUUUUUUGGGGUCUAAAACGAUUUGUAAAGACAUAAGAUGUCUCUCGACCUCCGCAGGAACAGCACAAACCCCUCAGGAGAUUUCCACGAAAGAUCCUCCAAGUGCCUCAAACCCCGAGAAUUUAAAUCCUCGAAGUCAGGAUCCACCGGUACCCUCGCAAUAUAGAUUCGUUUACCCCGAGUUCCUUCCUGAUCCCACCCCGGGAUUUCGCAAUCAUCUUCGGGAAAAACUCGAGAGGAUGGACAUGAUGGCGAGGAGAACUGUCAUCGACAUCCCAGAGUUCUACGUCGGUUCAGUCCUCGCGGUGACGUAUUCAGAACCCCAUGCACCAGGAAAAUCUAACAAAUUUGUGGGGAUUUGCAUAGACAGGAAGGGUUCUGGCUUGAGAGCUAAUUUUCUGUUGAGAAAUGUCAUCGAUAAUCAGGGGGUUGAAAUUAAAUUCGACUUGUACGAUCCGGCCAUUCAGCAGAUUGACUGCUUAAGACUUGAAAAGAGAUUGGAUGAAGAAUUGUACUAUCUUCGUGAUGCUCCCCUAGAAUACAGUACAUUCCCAAUGGAUAUGGAGGUGGAACUUCUCCCUGAAGGAAGUGAAGUUCCAAUCAAUCCUCUCAAAGUACCCCUAAAACCUGCCCCAUGGUUAAAGAGAUGGGAGAUCUACCCGAUGAAGGGAAUCGUGCCAGAAACGGUUGUUGUUACUCCAAAGAAGUGGUUGAGGGCUGAAAAACUGAAGAAACCUUGGGAAAAAUACGACCUCAUGAAGAUUUACAGAUCCACAAUCCCAGAAGAAGACCAGCAAGCAAUUUACUCCGAAGUUUACUCCAAACUUCAUACCCUAGAAAUUUCGAGGAAAAAAAUGAAACGUAAACGUGGAUUCGUUCGUCCCACCAAGAGCCAGUGAAAAUUUGUAAAAAUAUGUUAAUAAUUCAUUGCGUACUUGUUUAUAAAUGAAUAAUGAAAUAAAAGAAUGAUAAAAAGCUUGAACUGAAAUUAUGUUCUCGAUCCUUCAACGAGAUGAAUAUUCACAUGGACCUUCAACCAAGGAA
Fopius arisanus is the source of this 1101-nucleotide messenger RNA. RefSeq names its product mitochondrial ribosomal protein L19 (gene mRpL19). The transcript is spliced from 4 exons. Gene Ontology annotation, cellular component: mitochondrial large ribosomal subunit; ribosome. NCBI's taxonomy places the organism in Eukaryota, Metazoa, Arthropoda, Insecta, Hymenoptera, Braconidae. The record is from RefSeq and is a predicted model, not a curated record. Bases 15 to 956 code for a protein of 313 amino acids. Gene Ontology annotation, biological process: translation. Gene Ontology annotation, molecular function: structural constituent of ribosome.